AUGAGGGCGGGAUUGAAUUCCUGCGCAAGUGACUGGCCAUGGCCCUUCCCGAAGGGGGAAAAUCCCAAGUUGCCUCGUGGUUACGACUUUAUGGUCAAUAUUAUCAGCAGACAAGCUAAUCUUCUAGAUCUUUUCCCCGGCUCCGAGGACGAGUUGAAGCAGAAACUGCCAGAUGAUGUUCAUAAUGGAAAGGACAAUAUUGCUGAUCUUCUCAAGUUCAAGUACGCAAUGAUUGUCCUUUACGCACAAUGGGUCAAUUUUGAUGAAGAGCCAUACUCACCCGAGCUCUUUACCCAGAUCAAGAACGUUCCUAAUGAGUUCAAGAUUGUCAAAGAGGCUCCUGAAGGCACCCCGAUGUCUGUUAUCGCCUCCAUGUGGCUAUUCGGCAGCCCUCGCGAGUUUCCCUACCCUUACGACAAGCGCACCAGCAGCACCACCGCAACCGACCUCUCCAAAACAGGCUGGUCAUCUUGGUUCGCCGGCCGUAUCAACGAGGUCAUCAAAGACAAACACAACGGUCUCUGGGUCUCAUCCCAACUCCAAGUCUACGGCGGUGAACAAUCCAUGUUUCGCCGAAAUGCAGGCAAUGGUACAGCGUACUGCUUCCGAGAUGCCACAAUUGGGGGAACCUGGGAUGUGUUCUAUCAAGAUACCAAGGAUGCAGCUAUGAAGUGGCAGGCGGUGAAUGAUGAAGGCAGAGCGAAGUACUUUAGCAAGGCGGAUCGAUGGGUUCUCUGGGGAUCGUAUGGUGAUCGGAACAUGAAGGAUGUUUGGCAGUUUUAUUACGAUCCGGAGACUUACAAGAAGAUGCAAAAGAUCAGGCAGACGUAUGAUCCAAAGGGGACUUUCACUGCUAACCCUUUCUGCGUGGAGGCUUCGAAAUGA
This is a messenger RNA of Fusarium graminearum PH-1, 885 nucleotides long. RefSeq lists its product as uncharacterized. The transcript is spliced from 2 exons. Bases 1 to 885 code for a protein of 294 amino acids. NCBI's taxonomy places the organism in Eukaryota, Fungi, Ascomycota, Sordariomycetes, Hypocreales, Nectriaceae. The record is from RefSeq and is a predicted model, not a curated record.